This is a messenger RNA of Coffea arabica (coffee), 1882 nucleotides long. RefSeq lists its product as uncharacterized. Lineage: Eukaryota; Viridiplantae; Streptophyta; Magnoliopsida; Gentianales; Rubiaceae. The record is from RefSeq and is a predicted model, not a curated record.
AAAUCCCCAGCACCCACCCCCAACAAUUUGUCAUAAUGAAAGCCAAUAAUGAUGGCACCUAUCAAGAUCCACAGUGGAAGUCAUCAAAAUUAACUACCAUCUAACAACAGUGCUUGGCGCACAAAAUUUUUUCCAUUCCAAGUUUGAGACUUGAUACAGAAAAAAUGAAAAGUGGAUUCUCCUAUAGCGAUGAUGAUCAAAGCGAGUUGGGUAAAUCAGUGAGUUGCUGGUGGAGAACAGCAGAAGAGUUCGACGAACAUGGGCAUUUCAGAGUUGAAAUUUGCGACCUAUCAAAGCUCACACCAAGACUCAAACUCCUUAGGGAAAUGGAGAGGCUGGCUUUUGUUGCACCCGAGGGACUCGAUGAUCUUCGCCACAAGCUCAUCACUUACGGGUCCGGAGACUUUUGGUUGCCGGUGGGAGGAAUCAAGAAAGAAGAUUUGGAUAUCCCACCUGUCAUCACAAUUCUUCUAGCAGGCCUAACGAGUUCUGGCAAAAGCUCUCUUGUGAAUAUGAUGUACAGCGUUUUGGGUCGAUCUGGCCUCAUCCCUUUUGCUCAAACGUCAGGUGGGUCUUCUCAUCGCAGUAGAACAGUGUUUUUGGAAGAACAUAUCGUUGUGAGAUCGGCCCGAAGUGGAUUUUGUGUGUUUGAUACGAGAGGGUUAGAUUGCAAUCAGAUGAACGCGGGUUUAGAAGAUGUUUCAACGUGGAUGAGUCUCGGUGUUCGCCAAAAUCAACCUUGUUGCAGACCUGGAGAUGAAAUGCUUGGCACUGCCACCGCUGUACGCGGAUCAUCCUUCAACACCAGUUCGAGGUACAUGAACAGAAGAGUCAACUGUGCAAUGGUUGUUGCUAACUUAGCAGAGAUUCACAAGGCAUUCAGGUCUGGUGAUUUGAAGCCUGUGGAAGCCAUAAGGGCCCUCUUCCAAUAUCCCUGUAUUCAGAAAUGCAACGAAAGUCCAAUUUUGAUACUCACACAUGGUGACAUGCUCAGCACUGAGGACAGGAUCAACAGCAGGCUCAAAAUAUGCGAAUAUAUGGGUAUAUCUGAAACUAGUGGUGCAUACGACAUAGCCUGCCUCACAGAGCAGGGGAUUCUACCAGAUGAAGCUGACGCGGUCACCGCAUUCGCGUUAACUGAAGCAGUCUACAGGUCGCUGAUGGUCAGCGACCGGUGUCAUCUCCCCAAGAAGAGAUUCAAGGACUGGAUAUGGCUUCUGGUGUCAUGGAUUAUGGGUUGCAUUGCUUCUUUCUUUCGUUUUCUUGCAAAUAUUUUCUCCAAAUUCGAUCACAAAUACAAACCACCGAAACACCCUUGAAUUGCUAAGCACGCUAUUCAUUUCGAUUAGAGAGUCGAUAGAUACCCUUAAAAACUGAAACUAAGAUGAGCUAGUCUGCACGAGUACUUGUUGUCGGUGAUCGGAGUGAGUUCGCUACUGCGUCAAUUUAAACAGCGAAAACGUGAAAUCGGAGGCCGUCCACUUCCACUCUAAAUUGACUUGACUGGCGGUGAUCGAUCAUAACCCCGGGGUUGGAUUUACUUCUGGAAAGGCCGAGCCAAGUGUCGUUCUGUUUCUGUUUGGUUUUCUUCUGGAGGAUAAGAAGAUAAAUCAUUAAAUGUGGUAGGGACGCUUUGAGCGUCAUUCUGUUUCUCUCAAGUUGUUGCCAUUUGCCUGCUGUAUGGUUUCUGUGUGUGUGUGUGUGUGUGUGUUUUUUUUUUCCCCAGAAGAUCAUCAUAUGAUGGUUUCUUAUCUUUUACUACUACUUUUGUACGUUGCUCUUUCAUUUGAACGAGGUCGUGUUUGGUCCAAAACAAGGAGUUUAACCUCCAUACCAUAGAUCUUAUCUCUUCCUUAAAUAAAAUAAAAUUUGCUUUAAUCUC